Molecule: messenger RNA, 1920 nt
Organism: Cynara cardunculus var. scolymus (artichoke)
Lineage: Eukaryota; Viridiplantae; Streptophyta; Magnoliopsida; Asterales; Asteraceae
Product: sugar transport protein 13
Exons: 5
Coding region: 86-1639 (517 amino acids)
Biological process (GO): monosaccharide transmembrane transport
Cellular component (GO): membrane
Molecular function (GO): monosaccharide transmembrane transporter activity
Source: RefSeq, a predicted model, not a curated record
GGAGUUACGACUAAUUAGUAAUUACUACUGAUAGCAUCUUCCUCUUCCUCUUCCUAUAACCUCAAAACCUUUUAAUCCUGCAGUGAUGGCUGGCGGUGGACUAGCGGUAGCCGCCGCCGGAGGUGUAGAGUUCGAGGCUAAAAUCACGCCUAUUGUCAUCAUCUCAUGCAUUAUGGCCGCCACCGGCGGUCUUAUGUUUGGUUACGAUGUCGGCGUUUCAGGUGGAGUUACGUCGAUGCCGGAUUUCUUGAAGAAAUUUUUUCCGGCGGUGUAUAAGAGGACGAAGGAAGGAGACCAAGAUAGUAAUUACUGCAAAUAUGAUAAUCAAGGCUUACAACUAUUCACUUCCUCCUUGUAUCUUGCUGGACUGACUGCAACUUUCUUCGCAUCCUACACCACCAGGCGGCUUGGAAGAAGGCUCACCAUGUUGAUUGCUGGAGUUUUCUUCAUCAUCGGAGUCGUUUUUAAUGCCGCUGCUCAAGACCUAGCCAUGCUCAUUAUCGGCAGAAUUUUGCUUGGUUGUGGAGUUGGUUUUGCUAAUCAGGCUGUUCCGGUUUUUCUUUCAGAAAUAGCUCCCACAAGAAUACGUGGAGGUCUUAACAUAUUAUUUCAACUUAAUGUCACAAUUGGGAUUCUUUUUGCCAACCUUGUGAAUUACGGCACUGCAAAAAUUGAAGGGGGAUGGGGGUGGAGACUCUCGCUAGGGUUAGCUGGAGUCCCUGCAGCGCUCCUGACAAUAGGUGCACUCUUGGUGGUAGACACGCCCAACAGCUUGAUUGAGCGAGGGAAGUUAGAAGAAGGUAAAGCCGUGCUUAAAAAGAUCCGGGGAACUGACAACGUGGAACCUGAGUAUUUGGAGCUUGUCGAGGCUAGUCGGGUCGCUAAAGAAAUCAAACACCCUUUCCGUAAUCUCUUGCUCCGUAAGAACCGCCCACAACUCAUUAUCGCAGUCGCCCUACAGUUCUUCCAACAAUUCACGGGGAUCAACGCGAUCAUGUUCUACGCACCUGUUUUAUUUAGCACCUUAGGAUUCAAGAACGAUGCCUCGCUCUACUCAGCUGUCAUUACCGGAGCCGUCAACGUUUUAUCCACCGUCGUCUCAAUUUACUCUGUUGACAAACUCGGCCGCCGAAUCCUUCUUCUGGAAGCCGGAGUCCAAAUGUUCUUGGCACAAGUCGUGAUCGCGAUCAUACUCGGAUUGAAAGUUUCCGACACAUCCGACAAUCUUGGCACCGGGUUCGCGGUACUAGUCGUGAUCAUGAUCUGCACCUUUGUUUCUGCAUUCGCAUGGUCAUGGGGACCGUUGGGAUGGCUCAUCCCGAGCGAGACAUUCCCCCUUGAGACCCGGUCUGCAGGACAGAGUGUGACGGUCUGCAUCAACUUGCUAUUCACGUUCAUUAUCGCACAGGCGUUUCUAUCAAUGCUUUGCCACUUCAAAUACGGGAUCUUCUUGUUCUUCUCGAGUUGGGUGUUUGUAAUGUCGAUAUUCGUUUGGUUUUUGGUUCCGGAAACGAAGAACAUUCCGAUUGAGGAGAUGACAGAAAGGGUAUGGAAGAAGCAUUGGUUGUGGAAGAGGUUCAUGAAUGACGACGAAUUUGAUGCUCAAGAUGAAUUUGCCAAGAAGAAUGGGCAGUUAUAGAUUCCUUCGUUAUGUUUAUGGAAAAAUAGGAAAAAGAAAUAUAUAAAAAAAAAAUAUAUACAGAGUAUGAGUAUGAGUAUGAUGUUGGUUUUUAUGAGUACGUAUAAUUUUGUUUUCAUUUUUUUAAUCGCUUAAAUAUAUAACCGAUUAAAACAAAAUAUAUGAAGUUAUAGUUUAGUGGUGGUUAACAAUUUAGUUUUGGUUUAAUUGUAGAGCUGAGGUUUAAGAGGAUGUACUCAAAGGUGUAUGUUAUUGUGUAAAAUAAACAUUCAAUAAAAUAA